Molecule: messenger RNA, 1526 nt
Organism: Salmo salar (Atlantic salmon)
Lineage: Eukaryota; Metazoa; Chordata; Actinopteri; Salmoniformes; Salmonidae
Source: RefSeq, a predicted model, not a curated record
ACUGACCUGCUGAGAGAGAACACACACUCACGCACAGUCUUCACUGGAUUUACCCAGCUUUGCGAAAAGGUUGUUUACAUUUCUGGAACACAAAGGAUAACAUUAGAUGAUAUAAGUUUUUCCACCCAAACAACAGGACUUUUGCUGGAUUUUGAUUUAUUUUGUUGGAUAUCUCCAUCAUCCAACCAUGAGGGGACAUUUCUCCAUCGAGUGGCUUGCCCAAAGUAGCCAGGCAUUAGGAAGCACAAGACCCUCGCCUCUCCCCUCUUCCUGGACCUCUGUUGGACCCAACAGCACCUCUGUGACCCAACCUGAGAGCCUGCCUGGGUUCUACUGCCGCCCGAAACCCGAGAAUCAGGAGAACCAGGCAAGGAGAGGACAGGGGCUCAACCCAUGCAGCUAUCCCUGCCUGGCAGGCCCUGAGAUAGGUACACAUACCAAGAGGAUUAGCCCCCUCCACCACAACCACCAAGAAGUGGCUGAGACUGGCUUCAUCAGGAGAACAGAGGAGGAAACGUCAGGGUACGAGAGCGAAGGCGGGCAAUCCCUCUCCCCCACCACCCUCCCGGACAGCACCUUCACCUCUCCCUCCUUGUCUCCCAUCUCUCUCUCUCUUCCUACAGGGAGGCGGCCACGUACAGCCUACACAGCGGAGCAGAUCAACAGUUUAGAGAUGGCCUUCAAGAGGAACGCCUACCUGGGCACUCAGGACAAGGCCGAGCUCUGCAAGAGACUCAACCUUACAGACAAACAGAUCCGUAACUGGUUCCAGAACAGGCGUAUGAGGAUAAAGAGGAUGUUCCAGGAUGCUCUGGCCCAAGCCUGCCAAGCUAAAGUAACCUCUCACCUGCUGCACUACACCGAGCUACAGGCCUACCGCCCUGGCCCCAACCCCACCUACCAUCCCCAUCACGCAGGAGCCGAGGGGGGCGCUUCCACCCCAUACCUCCACCCCCACUACAGCUCCUCCAUGGCCAGUUCAACACUGCCCAGCCUCCCUGCCACUCCCAUGGACUCUUUAUACCAAUACGCCAGCCUCCCCGGCCUGGUGAUGCCCACUACCGGGUCUAACCCACUGAUGGGGGCCUACCAGCCUCACUCUCACCUGUGUUAGAACUUUUGGAUGAAAUAGGGUGGUUCUCAAUAGUCUGAAGUGAUUUUAAGGAAGUGAGAUGAGGGUAGAAGCUACUUUAGACUAUUGAGAUGUAUUCCACUACCUCUUCACCAGCUUCUAUACUAUUCUAAUGUAUUGACAACUUAAAAAGCUACUUAAAGGAGUGGUGAAAUUGUUACGUUUUCCACUCAGGGUAGAGUGCAAUAAUGAAUGUGUUCCUGCUUUCUUUUGUAUUGUCAUACUGUAAGUUCUAUUCAAGUAUAUUCACUUUUAAUUAAUCUAUGUGGUUGCUGUAUGUGUUCUAAAGAAGUGAGAAAUAUCCUGUUUUUUUGUUCUUCAAUUGCAUUAUAAUCAAGAUAAUCUCUGUUCCUCCACUUGAUUUAUAUAUUUGGAAGUAUCGUGAAAAAUAAAA